Molecule: messenger RNA, 1402 nt
Organism: Malania oleifera
Lineage: Eukaryota; Viridiplantae; Streptophyta; Magnoliopsida; Santalales; Ximeniaceae
Product: probable beta-1,3-galactosyltransferase 14
Exons: 7
Coding region: 199-1236 (345 amino acids)
Cellular component (GO): Golgi membrane
Molecular function (GO): hexosyltransferase activity
Source: RefSeq, a predicted model, not a curated record
AAUUCAGAUUAAUGGGUAAUUUUCUGCAUCUGAAAAAUUAAAAUAACACUUUUAACGACCUCAACGGAAGCCAUGGCGAAGCCGGUACAACAUCGCCGUUUCUCUCUCACUCCACCUCUCUCUAUAAGCCCUGCCAUGAGCUCUUUCCGGCAAAACCCUAGAUUCUAGGGUUUUGAUCUGAUCCGCCGGGGCCCAGCCAUGCCUUCUUCUCCCAAGUUCUUCCACGCCCGCCCGCCGUCGGGUCCUCGCUCUCGCCAAUCGACGGCGCUGUUCUUAUGCCUCGUGAUUGGCCUCGCCGGAUUCAUCUUUGGCCUCGGAUCGAUUCUGAGCCCGGUGUGGGGGUACAGGUGUAGGAAUAGUAAGCCUAGGUCGGUUUCUGUGGUGUGGGAGAGAAGCGGGAGUGUUGGAAAUGAGGAUGGUGUUAAAAUUGGAGAUCGGAAGAGGCAUAAGGUGAUGGGGUUCGUCGGGAUUCAGACGGGGUUUGGAUCGGUGGGGAGGCGGCGGUCGUUGAGGAAGACGUGGAUGCCGUCCGACCGGCAGGGGCUUCAACGGUUGGAAGAAGCCACUGGUUUGGCAUUUAGGUUUGUUAUUGGUAGAACCAAUAAUGAGUGGAAGAUGGCACAGCUCAGGAAGGAGGUAGAACAAUAUGAUGAUUUCAUGUUGUUAGAUAUCGAAGAGGAGUACAGUAAGCUCCCUUACAAAACUUUAGCUUUCUUUAAAGCUGCAUAUGAACUGUUUGAUUCUGAGUUUUAUGUUAAAGCUGAUGAUGACAUAUAUUUGAGGCCGGAUCGCCUUUCACUGCUCUUGGCGAAGGAGCGUUCCAACCCUCAAACCUACCUUGGAUGCAUGAAAAAGGGUCCUGUUUUCGUUGACCCAAAGCUCAAAUGGUAUGAGCCAUUAUCAAAUUUGCUUGGGAAGGAGUACUUUCUCCAUGCUUAUGGGCCAAUAUAUGCUCUUUCUGCUGAUGUUGUUGCAAGUUUGGUUGCUCUUAGAAACAAUAGUUUUCGAAUGUUUAGCAAUGAGGAUGUUACAAUUGGUGCUUGGAUGCUUGCAAUGAAUGUCAACCACGAGAAUAAUCAUGCAUUGUGCGAACACGAAUGCACAACAUCAUCAGUAGCUGUGUGGGAUAUUCCCAGAUGUUCAGGGCUCUGUAAUCCAGAAAAGAAAUUAUUGGAGCUUCAUCAAAUGAAGAUCUGCUCAAACAGCCCGACUGUGGAAUCUUAUGAUGAUGAUUAAAACUCUUCAAUUUUCUAUCCACAUACUGGAAACGGUACUUCAAAGAAUUUCUGCCCCCACGACUGCUCUCUCUCUCACGGUUGUAGAAUUUAGGAAAAAAAUAGUUUACUCUGAUCAUUCAUCUUUUUAAACUCAUAGGCUAAUGCGAGCAGUGAAGCUUUUCUAA